Penicillium longicatenatum is the source of this 306-nucleotide messenger RNA. Its product is annotated as DUF2406 domain-containing protein. The transcript has 3 exons. Bases 1 to 306 code for a protein of 101 amino acids. Lineage: Eukaryota; Fungi; Ascomycota; Eurotiomycetes; Eurotiales; Aspergillaceae. The record is from RefSeq and is a predicted model, not a curated record.
AUGGGUUCAUCACGAUCAUCCAGUGAGCGCACUGGCUCCAUCCACUCCGCAGAGUCACCCAAGAAGGUAUUGCAAACCAAAGCGGACCCCAACCUGGCCCUUCACGAGGCACAGCCAAUGUCUUUGGGCAACCACGGCGACUAUAGUUCCUCCUCCCUUGGAAGUAUUCAACACAAAGACCGGGAAGGAAGAAUCAUCGCGGACCCCGACCGUUGCAAUCCAACCCGCAAUCGCCUGGAGCGCCCGUUAGACACGAUUCGAUCCUUCCAAGCUGCCAUUGAUGCGCAUCGGAAACAAGAUCUUUAA